UUAAUACUGGAGUUAGGUGGAAACAACGCAAUAAUUGUGAAUGAUGACGCUGAUUUGAAUAUGCUCAUACCUGCGACAGUGUUCGCUUGUGUUGGAACGGCUGGACAGAGAUGUACGACAACUCGACGGAUCAUUAUCCAUCAUAAAGUGUAUGAUGAAGUAGUGAAGAGACUAGUUCGAGCAUAUUCACAAUUGGAAUCGCGUAUCGGUGAUCCACUUGAUUCGAACACUUUAAUUGGACCUCUACACACCCAGCAGGCCGUUAUGCAAUUUAAGGCCACUGUUGCUGAGGCCAUUGUCUCUGUACGAUUCUUUCUUUCAUUUUAUAUCUCUUCAUCUUGUUCAUUCGCUCUUGAUUCUUUUAGUGAGCACUCACGAAUUUACGUCUGUCUAUUCAUUACAGGUGGUAAAGUAGAGUAUGGAGGUAAGGUUAUGGAGGGUAAAAGUGGUAAUUUCGUUAUGCCGACAAUUAUUACUGGUCUGAAAAAUGAUGCAGAAGUGGUGAGACGUGAAACAUUCGCACCUAUACUCUAUGUUCUGAAGGUGAUUUACUAA
Messenger RNA from Anisakis simplex (herring worm), 555 nucleotides. Lineage: Eukaryota; Metazoa; Nematoda; Chromadorea; Rhabditida; Anisakidae. The record is from the annotation of a GenBank genome assembly.